AUGACGAACGUCUCUGUCGAUCUUCCAACCGAUAGUUCUGUAAUAGUAUGUGAUAAUGGUUCUUAUUCAUUGAAAUUUGGUUUUGCGAGUGAACAUUUACCUCAAAUAUUAAUUCCGACUAUACAUGGAAAACAACGGAAAGAACUUGCCAUGCUGGGAUCUUCGCAGAGGUCCAUCUAUGGUGGUCAGUUUUGUUAUGAUAACCAAGGUAUUUUGGAAACCAGUGGACCAAUUGAGAAUUGCCUCAUUACUGAUUGGGAUGCUAUGGAAGACAUUUGGUUUCAUAUGUUCUACGAACAUUUGUUGAUACCACCGGAAAAUUAUGCAAUUCUACUCACCGAGCCGGUUCACAAUCCAAUUCAUAGUCGUGAAAAACUCUUUGAGAUCAUGUUCGAAGUGUUCAAYGUGCCUAAGAUGUCGUUAGUAAACAAGUCGUCACUUGCUCUGUACAGCGUCGGCAAGACCACUGGCCUGGUGGUCGAUUCCGGGUACCAUAGCACACAAAUCGUUCCCAUUUACGAAGAAUUUCCGAUUUCACACGCCGUACGAAGUAUGCCAAUCGGGGGAUGGCACUUGACUCAGUUUCUCAAGGAUAUGAUUAACGGUCGAGGUUAUAGAUUGACCACGGUGAAAGACUGGGAAAGAAUUAAACACAUAAAAGAAAAGUUUUGCUACAGUGCUGUAGACUUUGAAAAAGAACUGGCAAAUUUUGGCAAGGACAAGGAACAGAGAUACACGCUGCCAGAUGGAAUGAUAGUCAACAUCAAUAAUGAAGCCAUUCGAUGCCCUGAAGCACUGUUCGAUCCCACUUUGAUCACACACAUGAAUACGGACAUUAAUGAUGGCAUUCACAACUUGGUACAAGCGUCGAUCGGAGAUUGCAACGUCAACGAGUGGAACGAUUUGUACGAUAACAUCUUGUUGGCCGGCGGCAACACGCUGUUCUCGGGGUUUCCUGAACGAUUGAAGAUGAUGAUCGACGAGGUGUCGCCCGGCCCGGAGGCCAGGAUCACCACACCACCUAAUCAAAAAUAUACCCUUAAAGAUAUUCCAUGUGAAUCUACCUUAAGAAACACCCAUUUAAGUGAAUGUUACGAAGAAACAAUUGAUAAAAUUAGAAAAAAUGUCUUUGGGAAUAAAAUUUGGGUAUCUAUCAAUGAAAGUACAGAAAUCGAAGAUAGAUUUAUUGCGAACCUAGAUGGAAUCUGGCACGAUGACAAACUUUUAUUUAAAAGUGAUGCUGCCCCGUAUAUGAAAAAAGCUGGUACGGCUAUUAGGUAA
Messenger RNA from Diuraphis noxia (Russian wheat aphid), 1281 nucleotides. RefSeq names its product actin-5-like. Lineage: Eukaryota; Metazoa; Arthropoda; Insecta; Hemiptera; Aphididae. The record is from RefSeq and is a predicted model, not a curated record.